This is a messenger RNA of Cordyceps fumosorosea ARSEF 2679, 957 nucleotides long. RefSeq names its product amidase family protein. NCBI's taxonomy places the organism in Eukaryota, Fungi, Ascomycota, Sordariomycetes, Hypocreales, Cordycipitaceae. The transcript is spliced from 3 exons. The record is from RefSeq and is a predicted model, not a curated record. The coding region runs from base 1 to 957 and encodes 318 amino acids.
AUGCCCAGUGAUAGAGCCGCGCUCUUUACCAUCAAGCCCACCCUCAAGAUUGUCCCUCAAGAUGGCAUUAUUCCGGUCACGCUGGAGGCUGAUUCUGCUGGGCCAAUGACUCAAUCUGUCCUAGACCUGGCCAAUCUUCUCGACGUACUCGUGGACCCGUCCCGUACAUCCCUGCCAGGAGGGGGUUACAAGAGGGCUGUGAACAGCUCUUGGGGUAAUAUACGCAUCGGAUACUUGGAUCCAGAACAAUGGCUAUUCCCAACGGAGAUUGUCAAGUACGAGAAAGAUGCUACUGAUCAAAUGUCUGUUGCCAAAGUUGUGAAGCCCGUGAAACUUGUCUCAAUCGAAGAAGCUUCACAGGGCGGCAAGAGAGACAUUUGGGAUGCUUUUCGUAUGACCCCUCAAACCAACAAGGACACCAAUGCGCACACAGACACAACCUUCCAGGCCCUUUUGGAAGAAUAUCUUCAAAGUGUUGACGACUGUAAAGUCCGUACGCUCAAGGAGCUUAUUGAGUUCAAUGAAGAGCAUGCGGCGGAAGAACUGCCCCCCCAGGAAUAUCGCAAACUGAUAGACGAGGCUCGUAGCACUUGCGGUGAGAAAAGAAUUGACAGGGUGUUGGAAGAGAAUGAGGUUGACAUCAUCCUUGGACCGGGUGAUGGGCCUAUGGUCAUCAUUGCUGGCACUGCGGGCGAGUGGCCAAGAUCCGUUACAAAUGUCUCUCGGGAGCCCCUUCAUUUGCUCCCUCCUUCUAACGACCUUGGUUUAGGAUACCCAGUCGCAUCGCUACCUCCUGGGCACCUCGAUUUCAACGGAAGGCCAUUUGGCAUGCAGAUUACGGCCAGAGCGCAUGAGGACGCUCUUCUGAUCCAGGCACAAAGCGCAUGGGAGGCAAUCUUUCCCCCGCGCCAGCCUCCGCAGUUGGAUGGGAUUGUGGCCUCAUCCCGAUCCAUCUAA